Messenger RNA from Manihot esculenta (cassava), 2385 nucleotides. Its product is annotated as BTB/POZ domain-containing protein At3g22104. The transcript is spliced from 3 exons. Bases 818 to 2182 code for a protein of 454 amino acids. Lineage: Eukaryota; Viridiplantae; Streptophyta; Magnoliopsida; Malpighiales; Euphorbiaceae. Gene Ontology annotation, molecular function: protein binding. The record is from RefSeq and is a predicted model, not a curated record.
AUUUCUUUUCACUGUGCCUCCUCCAGCUUCUAAAAUUGAUGCUUUUUGUUUCUCUUCCCAUAGAUUUUAUCUGUUUAUUAUUAUUUUGUGUAAUUAGUGAUCUAGUCUUCUGCUAAUAAUCAACGAUGGAAUUUGAGUAGUUUCAUGAUUCCUGCAUUCUCUUGCAAUUUUCUUUCUUAUUUUGCCAUGUUUUCCAUAGCUGUAUAAACCAGCCUAUUAAAUUUACAACGGCUUAGCAGUCGUGUGGGUCAUAGUUAGUUCUCUCAUAGCUUCUUUUUCUUCUGUUUUGGCCGUAAAUCAUCACUCUUGUCAUUGUGUAUUUAUGGCUCUUGUCAUGGGGUGGCUUUAAUGUUCAUACCUUCAUUUGUUCUUAUUCACUCCUUUUGAGAUGGAAAGAGAAUUGCUUUGAUGACAUUUAUUACUGUUUAUUACCCUUCUUUGCUGGGUUGUUCAGUGGACAUCUUUUCUUUCGAUUGCCCACGCAAUUUACUGUCGAUAACGACCUCUCGGCUUUUCCUUUCAGGUUUAGCUGUAGAUUCCCCUUUUAAUCUUUCUUUUCUUGUUUCCCUUAUUUCAAUGACUUCAUUCUUUUGGUGUUUGUUUUAGACGCUCAAAGAAGCUUAUUUCAUCAUAUUCAGGCAGAUUAAGCAAAUUAUUUGGUAAAUCAACUGGUUCUACAAGACAUAUCAAAGUAAUAUUCAAUGACUUCCCAGGCGGGGCUGAAAGUUUUGAGCUUAUCUCAAGGUUCUGCUACAACAAUGGUAGAAUUGAUAUAACUCCUUACAAUAUCUCACUCCUCCAUUAUGCAGCACAAUACAUGGAAAUGAACAAUUCUGUGUCUGGUUCUCAAAACUUAAUGGAACAGAUUGAGAAAUCACUUCAAGAGAUCAAUGAUUGGACAUGGUUGGAAGUAUUGGUCGCUGUAAAGCAGUGCCAAGGUUUAUUUCCCCCAAUGGAUUGUUCAGUUAUUCUUGAGAAAUGUAUGGAUUCUAUUAUUGGAAGGAUAUUUUCAUCUAGUGAAUCAAGUCCAUCUCUAUCUAAUUUUUCCCAUGAUAGCUCUGGCAUUCGGUUUUCUUGUGAAACUAGAAGUACUGAGAGUUUGAAGAGUAGCUUUUCUCGAGCAACAUGGUGGUUUGAGGAUCUUUUGGUUUUGAGUCCAGAAUUGGUUGAAAUGGUGAUAAAAUCCAUGGUCUUACAGAAGUUUGAUCAUGCCAUCAUUAGUAGGUUUCUCAUUUAUUAUCAGAAAUCAAAGUUCUAUACUGCAACAUCUGAUGAGAAACGAAAAAUUGUUGAAACUGUCAUUGAUAUGCUUCAUAUUCUUGAUUGGAACUCUGUUUUGUGCAAGAAUCUCUUUGGGAUACUUCGAGUUGCUUCGAUUUUUAAUAUAAGCAAACGUAGCAAGAACAAGUUGGAGAGUAUGAUAGGUUCUCAAAUGGAUCAAGCAGCUUUAGAUAAUCUGCUUAUUCCAUCUCCACAUGGGAUGGCUCACUUGUAUGAUAUUAAUCUUGUUUUAAGGUUCGUAAAAGCAUUUCUACAUAAUGGAAACUCGCAAGUAACUUCGAUGAGAUUGAGGAAAGUUGCCAGGUUGAUGGAUAUGUACAUAGCAGAAGUAGCUCCAGAUCCUUGUUUAAAACCUUCAAAGUUCUUAGCCUUAGCCAUGGCCUUGCCAGAUUCUGCUAGAGAUUCUUAUGAUGAAAUCUACCAUGCCAUAGACAUUUAUCUAGAGGUCCAUUCUGGAUUAUCUGAAGAAGAAAAAGCGAAAUUGUAUUGUGCACUGAACUGUGAGAAGCUCUCAGCGGAAGCUCGCAUCCACCUUUCUCAGAACAAAACAUUUUCAUCAAGAACUGCAGUUCAGGCUCUCAAAUCUCAGCAACUCAAGCUCAUGAGCCUACUGCAUGGAACCAACAACUUAAAGUGUUAUGAUGGUUCCUCUAGUAGUUUGGGAGAAAUGGGAAGCAAGGGAAAGGCGAACGAAGCCAGUGAACGACUCAUGCUUUAUACUGGAAAAUUUGAUCUUUCAUCUGAUAGUGAGAAGCUAAGGGCUCAUCUGCAAGGAAUGCAAUGUAGGGUGAUGGAAUUGGAGAAAGUUUGCAGGAAAAUGCAAACCCAGAUGACAAAAAUUAUGAAAUCAAGAGUAUCUAGCCACAGUAAUGCCAGAGCCUUACCCAAGCUUUGUUCAUAAUAGGAAUUUUUUGCUUGAUAUGUUAAAGCCUAUUUUCUGUUUCAUAUGUAUAUAGCAUGGAGAAUUUUCUUUAUUUUCCUUUUUGAGGAUCUUUAACAGUUUUUUUUUUUCUUUCAUAUUUAUGAAAAAUUUAAAGGUAACAGGGAUGAGAUCUUAUUUGUACAGCUAGUUACUGAAAAAGAGAGAAAACAUGUGAUUUUUCA